GUCGGUUUACGGAAGUGGUGUGCAGUAAACAGCAACAGCAGCAGCUGUGGUUUGUUUGAGCUCUGGCUUCAUGGCGAGUGUCGGAAAAUCAACCAGCAGGAUUUCUAAAAGAGAAACGAGGCCUCGAUCUCCAUCGGAUAAGAAGCUGACGAGAGGCUGUGAGGAGAUCUCAUCAUCAUCCUCAUGUGUGGGUGAGGAGGAUCACAGUCCCGCUCUAAACGGACACGACAUCCAGAGUCUGGCCAUCACAGCUCAAGACCUGGAGAGGCUGCGAGUCCCUAAACCACCUUCAGAUUCCCAGAAGCCCAAAUCGAUGACCCGCGCGUACGUCCGUAAGACACGCCCACCAGACGAGGUCAGCAGAGCGGUUAGAGUCACUGUAGCGAGGCCCCUCCCACAGGACGAUGCCCCGCCCCAUCCGUUUGAAUAUGCAGGUCCCGGUGGGCCGCGGUUUGAUGCACACGGGAUGGUGCUGCCGCACAGCAUUCUGGGAAGCCUGGAGGAUUUCAGGAUGGAGAUGCAGCUGCGAGGAGAGACGGAGCUGGUGCAGCGGAUUCCAAACCAACAGAAACGGCCCCCUCUAUGGAUGGAGGAUGAGAAUGACAAUUAUAAAGCGGAAGUUCAUUCAGAAACGGGGUGGGACCAUCAAAGCCACGCCCUCCAGCACUGGUGCCGCCACAUGACGGAGAGACGCAGGCAGCAGGACUUCAUUUCACGGUUCCUGCAGAAGCCGGCGGGGUCUUUACUGAUGAACCGCUCCAGCGCAUUCAGACGGGUCCAGGAGCAGAGGGAUCUGAUCAGCACAGCGCUGCCCGCUCUGAGCGCAGGACAUGGUCGUCGUGUGGGCAGUGAGUUCUGGAGCGUCCCGCAGCAUUACGGGGACGAGAUGAGCGGGAUCACAGCCACUCUCACCCAAACCCAGAGAGGAAACUGCCCCGCCGUCACACGCGUCACACAGCCGCUCAGCACACGCCUGGAGACAGGUAAUGUGCCGUGUGAGGCGGUGAACGGCGCCUGGGAGCAGAGUUUGUACCUGCAGAAGCGUCUUCAUGAGCUCAAGGACGUGCUGAAAGACUUCAGUCCUCCUGAGGCUGACGGUCUGGAGGUGGUCGGGUCUGGUCUUCCCAUCGCCUCAUGUUCUCCUCUGCCGGAUGAGAGAGAAGAUGAGGAUGAAGAGCAGAAGGAAAACCAAGCCCCUCUGGCGGCGUAUGAGGAUGUGCUGAUGGACGUGGAGCUGCGUCCCGCUCUCAGGGUUUGUGGGGAUCUGGCGCCCUGGACCGGCAGCACUUCCUCCCACCAGGGACAGGAGGGCGUCUCUGUCAGGCUGAUGUUUGAGACGGUCACAGGACAGAGUGUGAGCGCUGAUCUGGAGUUAAAGAACGAAGGAAGUACCGCGAUUUACUAUAGCUGGGAGAAACUGACGCAAACGCACACACUCACCCAACACUUCUACUUCAACAGCACUACAGCGGUGAUUUUGCCCGGCAGCACCAAACGCAUCAGCUUCAUCUUCAAGAGCGUGUCUGCGGGCAUCAUGACUGAGGUGUGGCUCCUGAACACACACCCGGUGCUGAUGGGCGGAGCUUCACUGCGGGUCACUCUGAGGGGCGUGGCUUUAGAGCAGGACAACAACGCACAGCAGAGAGCCGCACUGGAGAAGGAGCUGGAGCAGAAAGCGUCCGUGUCUCUCUGUGGACGGAUCGUCAGGGAUCUGCUGAGAGGAGUUCACACUCCAGAACGGCCCAGUUCUCCUGCUGAUCUCUACAUCACAGACGAGGAGCUGUUCAACACGCUCAACCCUCACGUGCAGUACCAGCGUGAACCUGUGGAAGCGCUGCGGGGCUUAUGGGAGCAGGUCAAUGGGUCAGGACACAUGUCGCCGUGGGAUCUGUCAUUAAACACACUCGGACAGGUGCUGUUGUCUAUGCCUGAGACUGAAGAUGAGAGCAAAGAGACGGGUCUGAACCAGUUUAACUCACUGAUCCUGGAGCUGCAGCGACCGCAGAUACACAGCGCACCUGUGACAGCGCAUGACGUCAGUGUGCAGUUAUGGAGGGAGCUGCUGGACGGUUUGGUCCUUGAGUCUGUGAGACUGAGACACACACUGGGCCUUCAGGAGAACAACACCUGGACCGACACCUCGGAGGAGGAGGAGGAGCGGAGUAGAGGAGCACUGCUGAUGAAGGACGAGAGGAGACGAGUGAGUGUCAGAGAGCUGCAGGAGACGAGAGGAGCAGCACUGACAGCAGUGGAGGAAUGUGGGAGCAUGAGGAAACAUGUGCCAGAGGAAAGGAAGACGGACACAGGAGAGAGAGACUCCAGCUUUACUACUGAACACUCACACACACUACAGGACACAUACAGAGCAGCGCUGCACACACAGGUGUAUGUGCUGAUGGAGAGGAUGGUGGAUUCUCUGUGUGAUUUACUCGAUGACACUCAGCACAUUCCUCAGACAACAUAUUAAUACUUCCAUCUGUCUUCGUUUCUCUAGUUACAUACUGUCAAAAGUGUCAGAUCCUCAAUGCACA
This is a messenger RNA of Labeo rohita (rohu), 2531 nucleotides long. RefSeq names its product mycbp associated protein (gene mycbpap). Lineage: Eukaryota; Metazoa; Chordata; Actinopteri; Cypriniformes; Cyprinidae. The transcript is spliced from 20 exons. Bases 71 to 2467 code for a protein of 798 amino acids. The record is from RefSeq and is a predicted model, not a curated record.